Lotus japonicus is the source of this 651-nucleotide messenger RNA. RefSeq lists its product as uncharacterized. Bases 1 to 651 code for a protein of 216 amino acids. Lineage: Eukaryota; Viridiplantae; Streptophyta; Magnoliopsida; Fabales; Fabaceae. The transcript is spliced from 2 exons. The record is from RefSeq and is a predicted model, not a curated record.
AUGAAGACCACCGAGGCCACCACCAACAACUACUUACCGGAGUUGCCAUCUUUUUUCUGGAAAUAUAUACAUGAAGUGACCGAUGUUGUCGGGGAUGGUAACUGUGGCUACAGAGUCGUUGCUGCAUUGCUGGGCCUUGAGAGCGGUCCGGACAGUUGGCGUUGGGUUAGGGAAGAGCUGAUUAAAGAACUCACACUCUAUCUGAAACACUAUGCAGACAUGUGGGGUUAUGAUGUGGCACAGGCCAUGCACCUUCGUCUCACUCUCCCUCCUGGUGGUAGAGCCACUGAAGACAAAUGGAUACAUCUAUCGGAGAUUGGGUACCUUAUUGCUAACCGGUUUCGGGUUUUCAUCUCCAUGUCGUUAAAAUCUAGUUACACUUACCUUCUGAUGAGUGGAGGCGCCCCACCGUUAGAACAUCCUGUCGUAGCUGUUGGUCAUGUGACCAAUCACUUUGUACAGCUGAAGUUGGUGUCUGGACAUCCUAUGCCGCCAAUUGCUCCCCAAUGGGAAUACAACGUUGUAGAACCUGAGUCCGAAUGGCGAGUACCGUAUCAAGAGCGUUUGGAAAGAUUUAUGGUUAAACACACUGCUUGGAUUGUUCCUCAUGUUCCUAGCAAGAAUGAUUACAUAAACAUAACAAAAGAUUGA